AUGAAGAAAUUUCAGAUCUACACAGUUCCCCUAAUAAUCAAGAGAUCCUUUCGCGUGGAUUAUUAUUCGAGUGGAUUAUCCUCCGAAGGCCGCAUCCAGUACAUUCUGUGCAUUUGCACAUUCUGCGACGAGACGACACGAACCCAGUUUACAGGAAGCGUCUGCACACGUGCAGCUCAUGCCUUCGCCGGCCAACCUUUACGCCGACGACACGCGGGCACCGCGCGUCAGCCGGUGCGUCGCACGCGUCACCACCAUGCCGCAAUCCUGUACUACAUAAAAUCGGCGUGGAAGAAAGGCAGGCCACUUCACUGCCCAGAGCCCAGCGCCGAGCAUCAUCCACUGCAGGAACUCGCUAGAGACCGAGCCCAGAUCGAGGGCGCAAGGGCGCAGGCGCAGCCGAGGAGGGAAGACGACCCGCUCCAGGCGCAGGGCGACACGGCCCAGCUGCUGGGCCAGGGCCAGGACCCGCAGCAGGCGGCCAUCAGGUACGGCCACGUGUUCGCCGUGACGGGCGACCUCGCGGGGCAGCCCAUCGCGCCGCGCGACGCGGCCGCCAUGCGGUCUGCCGAGGACAGCGUGCCGGGCGUCCAGGUUCCGGAGGGCGCCGGCGGCGGCUUCCGCGCCGCGACCGCCAUGGAGACGGCCGCGGCAUACGAGGCCGUCGGGGCCGUGCACCCCGGCCAGGCCAGCGGCGCCGCCGCCGCGCAGGGAAUCAUCGUCCCCCAGACCGCCGUGCCGGGGGGCCGCGUCGUCACGGAGUUCGUCGCGGGCCAGGUCGUGGGGCAGUACUCCGUGGCGGACCCGCCGCCGGCCGCGGAGGAGGACGCCACCAAGAUCACCAUCGGCGAGGCGCUGGAGGCGACGGCGAGGGCGGGGGCCGGGCGCCCCGUCGACCGCGCCGACGCGGAGGCCAUCCGCGCCGCGGAGAUGAGCGCGCACGGGGCGGACGUCGCCAUGCCCGGCGGCCUCGGCGACCAGGCACGGGCCGCGGCGCGCGCCAACGCCCAGGCCACGCGCGACGGCGGCAAGGUCAAGAUCGGCGACCUCCUCUCGGACGCGACGGCGAAGCUGGCCGGAGACAAGGCCGCGGCGACGGAGGACGCGACGAGGGUGGUCCAGGCGGAGACGUUCAACGACGCCGAAGCGCACGCCAGGGCCGGCGGGGUGGGCGCGGCGGUGGCCACGGCGGCGAGGCUCAACGAAGACAACAACCUCGGCGACGCUUGAAUUUUGUCCCAAGAACCAUAGUAGACUGUUAGAUGGAGCGAGCUUCAAGGGUGAGAGUCUGCACGCAUGUGUAUAGCUAGUUUGGUACUGUAGGUGUGUGGGGGCAGAAAUAAAAGUCAGUUCCUGUGAUCGAUCGUCAGUUCUGGCCUGACACUCUGUUAUGCUCAGAGAAUGUUGCCUCAGAAAGAAUGAAAAAAAAUCGGUUUUACCCUUUUAAGACC
This is a messenger RNA of Panicum virgatum (switchgrass), 1451 nucleotides long. RefSeq names its product late embryogenesis abundant protein D-34-like. Bases 1 to 1230 code for a protein of 409 amino acids. The transcript has 3 exons. The record is from RefSeq and is a predicted model, not a curated record. NCBI's taxonomy places the organism in Eukaryota, Viridiplantae, Streptophyta, Magnoliopsida, Poales, Poaceae.